AACACAAGCUGUCCCUACAGACUCACCACCCAAGAACCUCCCAGUAUUCCUACAGACGAUUAUGGGGAGCCGACAAGAGAAGACCACUCAGCCGUACUUUAUAACCAAAUGAAUGUCUUGAUUCCAGUUGCUGGGACGAUACUCAGAUAUGUCUAGGAGUCAGCUUGAACAGGAGAAGAAAUCUCUAGAUUCUUUUGUCUGGGUAAACGAGAUCACUGGAGAAACCACCUUUCCUCCAGGGGAGGAGACCACACCUGCAACCUCUGGAGAGAAGCGUCAGGCAAGGUCGGGGUCUCUGCGAGUGAGCAUGCCCUGCGCUGCGGCUGUCCACAGACCUGCUUCUCCAGUGAACCCCGAGGCUGCAGGCAGAGGCCCCGGGACAGGAAGCUUGCUUCUACCCGACCUGUCCCUGUCCCGAGCUCUGUCCCCAUCAGGGGGCGCUCUGCCGACGCAGCACCACUUGGGAGCGUCCCCUCCUCUGGCAGCGAGGCUUCCAGCCAGCCCUUCUCUGCCCUGGGCCCUGUCCUGCAAGCUAAGGAAUGUGCUGACAAGAAAUAACCGGUUUUCCUUUUGAGCUAGGAAGUGCCAAGGAAGCGGCCGCCUACCCACACCUGCAGAGCUCUAUGAAGGUCCCAUCAGCUCCACCCUCAGAAGCACAAGUUUACAGGAAUCCGCAAAAAUAUCUGCUUUCAGACCCAAUACAAACUUUUCUGAGAUUUUUUU
Mus musculus (house mouse) is the source of this 723-nucleotide messenger RNA. Its product is annotated as predicted gene, 35549. Bases 149 to 574 code for a protein of 141 amino acids. The record is from RefSeq and is marked inferred. The transcript has 3 exons. Lineage: Eukaryota; Metazoa; Chordata; Mammalia; Rodentia; Muridae.